CUCAUUGGUUGUUGGGGAUGUAUGUAUCUUUUCCCACUAUCAAAUACUUGCCAAGCUCGAAAGCUGACCUCUAAAAAGCUUGACCAAACUUCCCCAAGUCCCUGAAAAAAUUAACUAUAAAACCCAGUUAGGGAAGAGAGGAAACAAUUGGGAGAUCAUAAAGGACUGAGUGGGAGGUUAAUAGAUCAGUAGAUAUGGAGAAAGCACUCAACAGGCAGAGAGUUUUGCUUCAUCAUUUACGACCCUCUUCUUCUUCUUCUUCUUCUCAUGAAUCUGCUGCUACUCUCUUUCCUUCAAAUUGUGCGGCUGGGGAUAGCGCUGCUUAUCACCGGACGGCUGCCUUCGGGGACGAUGUUGUGAUUGUGGCGGCGUGCCGCACUGCAAUUUGUAAGGCCAAACGUGGAGGCUUCAAGGAUACACUUGCAGAUGAUUUACUUGCCCCUGUUUUGAAGGCUUUGAUAGAUAGAACAAAGUUGGACCCAAGUGAAGUUUCUGAUAUAGUUGUGGGUACGGUUUUGGCACCCGGCUCACAAAGAGGAAUCGAGUGUAGGAUGGCUGCAUUCUAUGCUGGUUUCCCUGAUACGGUGCCUAUUAGAACUGUCAACAGGCAAUGUUCAUCUGGCCUACAAGCAGUCGCUGAUGUUGCUGCUUCCAUAAAAGCAGGAUUUUAUGAUAUUGGCAUUGGUGCUGGAUUGGAGAGCAUGACAACUGACAAAGUUGUUCCUGGGGUUCCCAAAGUUAACCCAAAGGUAGAGAGCUUUGCCCAAGCCCGGGAUUGCCUUCUUCCUAUGGGCAUUACUUCUGAAAAUGUUGCAGAACACUAUGGUGUGACACGGCAAGAGCAAGACCAGGCUGCUGUUGAAUCUCAUCGACGUGCUGCUGCUGCAACAGCCUCUGGUAAAUUCAAAGAUGAAAUUGUCCCUGUACUUACCAAGAUUGUGGAUCCCAAAACUGGGGAAGAGAAGGCAGCCACAAUUAUGGUAGAUGAUGGAAUCCGCCCAAACACAAACAUGGCAGAUUUAGCAAAGUUGAAGCCUGCAUUUAAAAAGGAUGGAACCACCACUGCUGGAAAUGCAAGCCAAGUAAGUGAUGGUGCAGGUGCAGCCCUCCUUAUGAAGAGAAGUUUGGCUAUGCAAAAAGGAUUUCCAAUCCUCGGCGUUUUCAGGAGUUUUGCUGCUGUUGGUGUGGAUCCUGCUGUGAUGGGCAUUGGCCCUGCUGUUGCUAUACCGGCUGCUAUAAAGUCUGCUGGUCUUGAGCUUGAUGAUAUAGACUUGUUUGAAAUAAAUGAGGCAUUUGCAUCCCAGUUUGUAUACUCUUGCAAGAAAUUGGGGCUUGAUCGUGAAAAGGUCAAUGUUAAUGGAGGUGCAAUAGCCCUUGGGCAUCCUUUGGGUGCUACAGGAGCUCGAUGUGUGGGAACUCUAUUGAAUGAGAUGAAACGUCGUGGGAAGGACUGUCGCUUUGGAGUGAUCUCAAUGUGCAUAGGCAGUGGAAUGGGGGCCGCUGCUGUUUUCGAAAGGGGGGACUGCGUUGAUGACUUCUGCAAUGCUCGAGCUGUCCAAAAAAACGACCUUCUCUCCAAGGAUGCUCGAUAGAGAUGUUUGUUGGUAUCUUAAAUGUUUGCUUUAUGUAUUCAAUAAAACUUUGGCAUAUUCCCAAGCAAAAGUUAGAUAAUCAUGUCGAUUUCAAGAUCCUUGGAAUGGCUUUAUUCUUCUAUACUAAAUGUUCAUGUUUGCUUAUUA
This is a messenger RNA of Gossypium raimondii (Peruvian cotton), 1739 nucleotides long. Its product is annotated as 3-ketoacyl CoA thiolase 1, peroxisomal. Bases 195 to 1592 code for a protein of 465 amino acids. Gene Ontology annotation, molecular function: acetyl-CoA C-acyltransferase activity. Gene Ontology annotation, cellular component: peroxisome. The record is from RefSeq and is a predicted model, not a curated record. The transcript has 14 exons. Gene Ontology annotation, biological process: fatty acid beta-oxidation; phenylacetate catabolic process. Lineage: Eukaryota; Viridiplantae; Streptophyta; Magnoliopsida; Malvales; Malvaceae.